AAAACGUUUACAUGUAUAACUUAAGUGAAAAACAAGAUGAAUAUUUUUGUUAAUAAAAUCAACAAACAUUUAAACUCAAUCAACGUGAUUAUCAUGAAAAUGGAUUCAAUCGAUUUACUUUAAGUUUCGUGUUAAAUUAACUUUUGUCGGAUUUUCUCAAUUGUCACCAUCAUUCUCUUAAUUAUCAUCUCGAUUAACAUUUAAUAUGAAUCUUGAUUCAUCUCCCAAUGGGUCAACUGCUCUCAGUGACAUCGACUUUGUGAUCGCUUAUAUUUGUAAUGAAGCAAAUAAUGGAUUUGCUGAUAUAACAUCAUCAUCAAAUUUUUCAUCAUCUUCAUCUUCAUCAUCAUUAUUGAGCCCCGUUAUUUCCGGCAAAUCUUCAUCUUCUUUAACAAUAUCGCCUUCAUCUACUUUCUCCUCUUCGUCAUCAUCUCUUCUCUCCCCAUUGUCAUCCUCAUUGUCUACUUCACCCACAUCAUCAUCUUCAAUACCUGAUUGGGAUCCAAAGGAGUCAAGAUUAUCUCGUUAUUUGUCAACAUCUUCCAACAUCACAACCCCUAAUACCAAUAAUCAUCUUCAUCAUCAAUUGUCGGAAGGAUUUAUCACUAAUUCCAGGAAUAAACAGCCUUGUACCACAUCAACAGAAGAUCAUCAUCACAGAGAAGCUUCACCAAUUAGUUUAAAUUUUCUCAAUCAUUCUUCCCAAAAUCAAUAUCUCCCAUCGGAAGAUAUUAAAUGUACAAGCACAACAUCAACAGUUAUAAUUCAACAAACAAAUCAUCAUCUUCAUCAUAAUAGUAACUCAACUAACAAUAGCAAUGGUCGAUCAUGUAAUCCUUUAGCUUCCGUUUACCAAAAUAUCCCGACGACACUUUCAUCUCAAGAAUAUAAUCUUCCACAAAAUAAUCUUCAUCACCAUAAUCAACAUCAUCAUCCACAAAACCAACAAUCAAUCAACUCAAUUGGAGGCUUGAUUAAAUCAAAUUACAAUGGUUCCUGUGAUUUCAACAGGUAUUCUCAUCCAUCUGAUUGUGGAUCGUUCAACAAUCCUGAUUUAAGUCAACCAUUAAUCACCUCAACAACAGGUCACCUCUCAGUAACUAACCACAACAGCGUUACUUCAAUCAACAACAACAACAACAAUAACAAUAGCAACAAUUUAGUCAGUAAUCACUCUGAUAGUAAUAGUUUAAUUGAAUUCACCUCAAUACCUGAACUUGGUGAUUUAAUUUUCUCCCCCAAUGAUGAGACAAUCAAUUCGAUGAAUGGUCUAUGCUCUGCAAUACCAAGUCCAACUUCGGGUUACCUUUCCCAAGAGACAAAUGGACUUUUCCUUUCAAAUUACACUCCACCCACACCGCCCGAUUCGGAGAGUGAAGGGAUCAUCAAUUGUCAUCAAACUCAAGUUCCUACAAUCAGUGAAUAUGUUUCACCGUCGACAACACUAACAACCACAAGUCCAGUAGUUAAAAUCAAUAGACGAAAUAAUCCCGAAUUGGAGAGGCGCCGAGUUCACUUUUGCCACUACCAAGGAUGUAACAAAGCUUAUACGAAAAGUUCACAUCUUAAGGCCCAUCAAAGGCUUCACACAGGUGAAAAACCAUACAAAUGUGAUUGGCCUGAUUGCGAUUGGAAAUUUGCUCGAUCUGAUGAAUUAACGAGGCAUUUUCGUAAACACUCUGGAGAUAAACCUUUCAAAUGUAAGGUUUGUGGUAGAGGAUUCGCUCGAUCUGACCAUUUAACUCUUCACAUGAAAAGACACAAAAUUUUAUCAUAAAUCAAGAAGAAAAUGAUGAACAUUAAUCAUCACCAAGAAAUCAAAGCGGAUUCGUUCAACUAAUCAACAAUUGCAACAAUUUUUGGAUAAUCAAUAACACGUACACACAAACACCAAGGGUUCCUAAAUUUCACCAAUAAGGCAACAUGAUUUUUUUUCACACCAAAUGAUUAAAUUGUUACAAGAUUAUAUUAACUCUCAAAGUCUAUGGUCCAAAAUUGGAAUUCUAACGAGAAAAAUCACCAAUGACAUUUUCUAUUAAUUUCAUGGAAAACUUUCGACUCUUUUUUAUUCUAAUUUCUCUUUUUUAAUCUGCACAUUAGAUUUUCUCUUUCACGUCACCCCAACCCUAACGUUGCCGAUGGUGACGAACCAAAGACGAACCAAAAUCAAUUGACAUCUCGACAAUCGAAAGAGAGAGAGAAGCAUCACAAGUUUAUCGAAAAUUUUUUCUAAUCUUAGAAAAAAUUGUCGAAAAAAACACCCAAACCAAAGCACUUUUUUUAAAUUUCGUAAAAGUUGAUUUUUGUAUUACCUUUACCCACUUUUUCAUCUUUUUUUUAACUUUUUUAAAUUCUAUUUUUUUGUCUUCUCUCAUUGUAACAAUUCAUAAGAAUUCCUAAUCAGUGAAAGUCUCAGAGCUAUUAAUAUAAUCAGAAUGGCGAGGUCAAAUUUUCAUUAAAUUCCUACUAAAAUUUCGUCCUUUUCUGGACACAAACGAA
This is a messenger RNA of Panonychus citri (citrus red mite), 2499 nucleotides long. RefSeq names its product Kruppel-like factor 2. The record is from RefSeq and is a predicted model, not a curated record. Gene Ontology annotation, molecular function: DNA-binding transcription factor activity, RNA polymerase II-specific; RNA polymerase II cis-regulatory region sequence-specific DNA binding. The transcript has 3 exons. The coding region runs from base 206 to 1777 and encodes 523 amino acids. Gene Ontology annotation, biological process: regulation of transcription by RNA polymerase II. Lineage: Eukaryota; Metazoa; Arthropoda; Arachnida; Trombidiformes; Tetranychidae.